UGUAGAAGAAGUCUCCAAGCAAACAUGGCGGAGAAGGAAGUUAGCGGAAGUCAAGCAAAUAGCAAUGCAAUCAAUAAAAUCAAUAAUCGAGAAGGUAAUGAGGCACUGACAUCAGCCGAAGAUGAAAGCUCGGAGAGCUGUGACUAUAACCAGGACCUGAAAAGUGUCCUCGUCACCAGCGUUUUAAAUCUGGAGCAGCUGGAUGUGGAUUUGUACCGGGGAACGCACCACUGGGUGCCCCGCACUCAACGUCUGUUUGGAGGUCAGAUAGUUGGACAGGCGCUGGUGGCUGCUGCCAAGUCUGUCAGCGACAGCCUGUACGCCCACUCCCUGCACUGCUACUUUGUCCGAGCAGGGGAUCCAAAGGUUCCCGUGCUGUACCAGGUGGACCGCACGAGAGACGGCCGCAGUUUCACCGUGCGCUCUGUGAAGGCCAUCCAGCACGGGCAGCCCAUACUCAUCUGCCAAGCCUCCUUCCAAACGUUGCAGCCCAGCCCCCUGCAGCACCAGUUCACCAUGCCAGAUGUCCCUCUGCCUGAAGACCUCCUCACUGUGGAAGAGCUGAUUCACGGUUAUCUCAGUAAACCUGACCUGGCAGAGGAGGCAAGGAAAGGCUUGAACAAGCUGCUGGCUAAUGAGGUCCCCAUUGAGAUAAAGCCGAUUAACCCAGCACAGUUUUACAGACAGGCUCCAGAAGAACCACGACGGCUGUUCUGGGGGCGAGUGCGAGGACAUAUUGGUGAAGGUAACAUGAAGUUGCACUGCUGCGUUGCUGCUUAUGUGUCAGACUUUGCUCUGCUGGGCACAGCGCUGCUGCCUUACCCACAGUACAGGGCCAAGUUCGCGGCCUCCCUCGACCACUCCAUGUGGUUCCACAGCACUUUUCGUAGUGACGAGUGGAUGCUGUAUGAGUGUGAGAGCCCAUGGGCAGGGAGCAGCAGGGGACUGGUACAAGGCCGGCUGUGGAGAAGAGACGGGGUACUGGCUGCCUCGUGUUCACAGGAGGGCGUCCUGAGAGUGAAACCAGUCACUGUGCCCAGCAAAUUAUAGGGAGACUUUCUGAUUUUGUCUUUUUACACUAAUUUAUUUGUAUAAUCUAAUUAUAUAUUAAGCAGCUUCAGAAUCCUAAACAAAAAAAAAUAUAGAAAA
Molecule: messenger RNA, 1149 nt
Organism: Archocentrus centrarchus (flier cichlid)
Lineage: Eukaryota; Metazoa; Chordata; Actinopteri; Cichliformes; Cichlidae
Gene: acot8
Product: acyl-CoA thioesterase 8
Exons: 6
Coding region: 25-1050 (341 amino acids)
Biological process (GO): fatty acid catabolic process; acyl-CoA metabolic process
Cellular component (GO): peroxisomal matrix
Molecular function (GO): fatty acyl-CoA hydrolase activity
Source: RefSeq, a predicted model, not a curated record